Messenger RNA from Trichogramma pretiosum, 1998 nucleotides. Its product is annotated as glucose dehydrogenase [FAD, quinone]-like. The transcript has 3 exons. Bases 1 to 1998 code for a protein of 665 amino acids. The record is from RefSeq and is a predicted model, not a curated record. Gene Ontology annotation, molecular function: oxidoreductase activity, acting on CH-OH group of donors; flavin adenine dinucleotide binding. NCBI's taxonomy places the organism in Eukaryota, Metazoa, Arthropoda, Insecta, Hymenoptera, Trichogrammatidae.
AUGUUGUUACCACCGUUGACGAAUUUGAGCAGCAUCGCCGCCGCGCAAAAUGUAAACCAGACGUUGUCGUCCUGCCUGGAGAACUCUCAGCAGGCCGCGUGUCGACCCGACAUUCUGGCCUUCAUGACGUUUUUGAUCGGCUUCUUGAGCUCGUCGCGCGAUGUACCGAAUAAACGCCAGUCGUCCAGAAGGAGUCCGAAAAAUCGGGACAACCACAACAACAUGAACGACCACUACGAUUUCAUAGUGGUUGGAGCGGGCGGCGCUGGCCUCGUCCUCGCCAACAGACUUAGCGAGAUCCCCCAUUGGAAGAUCCUCGUGCUGGAGGAGGGCAGCGAGCAGCCGUACUUCAACGAGAUCCCGGCGAUGCUCAUCACCAAUCCGACGAGCGAGAGCACCCACACGUUCAGCAGCGAGCCCGAGCCGUUCGCCUGCGCCGGCAAUCCCAACAAGGCCUGCCUGUUGCCCUGCGGAAAGGGCGUAGGGGGCACCACCAGCAUGUACGGCAUGCUGUACACGCGCGGCACCCGGGCCAACUACGACGAGUGGGCCGAGCUCGGCAACAAGGCCUGGAGCUACGAGGCCGUGCUGCCGUACUUUCUCAAGUCCGAGGACAUGAGGGCUCCCAGUAUACUGAAGCAGAGUCCAGGCGUGCACGGGGUCGGCGGCAAUCUCGCCGUCGACUACUUCGCACAUCGCGACAACGUCUCGCUGGCCAUUCACGACGCUUGGCGCGAGCUCGGCUAUCCGGAGAUCGACUACAAUCGCGGCUACAACGUCAGCGGCGUCUCGAGGAUGCAGCACUUGACGCGCGACGGCACCCGCGACGGCAGCAACGCCGCCUAUCUGCGACCGGUGCGCGCCACCCGGGCGAAUCUCGCGGUACGCACGAGGUCGCGAGUCGUGCGCAUCCUGAUCGACCCGAAGACCAAACGCGCCCGAGGUGUCGAGUACGUACAGCUAGAGGAUGAUAAGAAAGUUGUGAAAAAGGCCUGGGCGAGGAAGGAGGUGAUCGUGUCGGCAGGCGCGAUCGAGUCGCCGAAGCUGCUCAUGCUGUCGGGUGUGGGCCCCGCCACGGAAUUGACCGCUCACGGAAUUCCGGUGCUGCAGGAGCUGCCGGUCGGGCGCAAUCUGCUGGACAGCGUGAAGGUCGAGGCGCUGACGUUCGACGUGGAAGAUCGCUGGAUGACCAUGGAGGUCGAGGAGAUAAGGCGCGACGUCAAUCAGUGGCUGAGGACGCACGAGGGACCUUUGGCAGCCCUCGGCAGCCUCGAUACCGUCAAUCACUACAGCGUGUCCAAUGAGACGAGACGACGAGACGUGCCGGACGUGAGGAUCGACUUCAUCGGCAAGAUGUAUCGUAGCAGCGGCCGCGUCGAGAUGAUGACCUUCGUGCCGCGCGCCUACUACAACAAGGUCCAGCUCAUCGUGGUGCUGCUGCGCCAACGUAGCCGGGGCGAGGUGCGGCUCAACCGCACCGAUCCCGUCUGGGGCGACCCGUCGAUCAGCGGCAAUUACCUGAGCGAUCCGCAGGAUCAGCGGCUCGUCGUCGAGGCCAUACGUCGCGCCAAGAAGAUCUUCGACGCGCCGACCUUCGUCGCGAGGGGCUUCAAGGAGAAUCCGGUCUCGGGCUGCAAGGACCUGGAUGCCUCGGCCGAGUCCGAGGCCUACUACGAGUGUCUGCUGCGUCGCUACUCUCUGCCGGGCUUCCAUUACGCGGGUACGUGUCGAAUGGGGCCCUGGGCGGACGGCACGUCGGUGGUGGACGAGCGGCUGCGGGUCCACGGCGUGCGGGGGCUGCGAGUCGUCGACGCCUCGGUGAUGCCGGCCGGGGUCAGCGGCAGCACCCUCGCCGCCACGGUGAUGAUCGCCGAGAAGGCCAGCGAUCUGAUCAAGGCCGAUUGGACGGAGGACGCGCGCAGGCAGCGGCCCUACCAUCACGAUAUGAACGAUGGAGAUAUUAAUAAUAAUAUGCAUCAUAAUGUACAUAGUGAAUAG